AGCCCUCGUAUUCCUUUUCCCUCUUCUUCUUCAUCAUUCUUUUCUCACAACAUAGGGAUUCUAAGAUCUGUUGGAUCGAUGAUUAAUUUCAGGUCACCGGAGUCUAAGAGAUACUCAUUUGCAGGGUUGGUUCUUUGUUCAAAGACUAAAACUUUGGUGAAGAUGAAUCAUGUAGAAUGUUGACAGGUGAGCAUACUCAUUUAUUUGAUUUGUAAGAUUGUCGCGAAAACAUGAAGGCUCGUUUUUUCUGCCUUUUAUAUUGAAACCUAUGUUCUAUGUGAAGCUUUAUGUGUAGUCGGGCUAGAGAUAUUGCUUGCACUUCUUAAGACUAAACUUUUGACUUAAAAUAGAUAGGUGUUUUCUUGAGGUCUUGAGAGAAAUGCAACGGUUGGAUUGGAUAUUUGUGGGGAACCGAGUAUCAAUUUCGGGCUUGAAAAGAAGCUCAUUUGACCUGAAAAGUCGAUCGAAAUAGCUUUGUGAUACAGCAUAACUUUUGAGGUGAAAACCCAAAAAAAUAACGUAGACGUUUAUAGCAAAAGCUGUAUCGAUUUUGAACUUGAAAAGGUGUAUAGAUUAAUUUCAGGUCACCGGAACUAAGAGAUACUCGUUUCCUGAUUACUUAUUUGUAAGAUUGUUGCUGAAGGUGUAUAAAUUUUGUCUAAAUACAUGUUUUAUUUGCACAUAUAUGAAUCUAAGAUGGUGAAUUUCAAGUCAGAUUUGAUUAAAAUCAGCGAACUUAAGGAUCUAAAAGCAAUAAGUUUAAUGGAUGGUGAUUUGGCUGAAAGAUGAGAGACAACGUUUUGAUAAUGUAAUUAGGAACAGGCUGAAGUUGUUGAGGGUUAUAAAUGGGGAAAUAGAAAGGGUAGAGAGGGAAAAAGACCAUUGUACCCUCAUGUGCGAUGCACAUGACAAAAAUUAACUGAGACUUCUAACCAGGUUUGGCCUAAAGGACAAAACGUGCAAGAUUUUGGAAGGUUAAGGACACCGCCUGUAAACUUUUGGCCAAAAGGACAUCGCCUGCAAUUUGAUGUAAACAUAAAGGACAAAACUUGUAAUUUACUCAACAAAUAAUUUGUAUUUGAGUGAAUUUAUGUUAUUGUAAUUUGUUUUUAAUCACUUUUACAAAUUACAAACCAAAUUUAAUUUCUAAAUGCAUUUAUUUUUAUGUAAAAUAAAAAAAAACAUAGUUUUUAAAAUCGGGUAUUAAUGCCCGGUUAUACCCGAACCCGAUUAUACCCUACCCGGGUACAUAGGGUAUGAAUUUUCUCUUCAAUACUCGUACCCGAACCCUACCUGAUUUCUUUUAAUACCCGAUUUCCAUACCCGAAACCGGGUAUUAACGAAAACCCAAUUUGUGCACCUCUACCUAAAACUGUUGUUUGCGUUUUUCCUCUUAAUUUUUCAGCGGGCUUUUUCUCUCUUCUGGGCCCACACCACUUCAACUCAUAGCCUAACACAUAUAAAUUUUAAUUGUAGCCCAGUCACUUAGGCCCAUGCCCAUGCCUCAAGUAUAGCAAGUUAGCAACCCAUUUACGUAGCCGAGCCCACGGACUAAUUAAUUAAUAAGCCCACUCCCAAAUUAUUAGCAUGCGUCCAUGCUAAUUUUACCACUUGAUAUUUUAACAGAAACCCAGAAACCAAAACUAAAAGAUUCUCUGCUUGACUGCCUUUUUAUUCUGAUUUAAAGCAUUAGUCUGAGAAUUAUUUGAAGCUCGAAAUGUUGAUCUUUAGCACAUAUUCUCAUGUUUAACUUAAUUGCAUCAUUUCAUUUUAGCUAUUAUGUAAGCAUAUUAAUACAUUGUAUUGUAUACUAAUAAAACAUAAAGUGAAUGAACAGUAAAACAUAAAUUGCUUUUAAGCUUUCUUUAUAUGUGGAUACUAGUGGUUUUUUACAUGUGUUAUGGUUUUUUACAUGUAUUAUCUAGUUCUUUUAUAUAUCUUAGACCGUGGCGUACGGUGGGGCGUGGGUUGGGGGCAUGGUGCGACACGUGGAGUAUGUGGCACCCAAGACCGAAAGCCAAUUUCAAAGGGGUAUGGUGGGGCGUGGCUGGGGUGGCGUGGAAAAAAAACCAAUUUCAAAGGGCUAGUGCUCUUGGCCAACGAGGUUCCGCCAUGUCAUGUCCGUAGCCCCGCCCAACGCUCGGGCUGAAACCCCCGCCUAAGGGGCCACGCCGAAACCCAAGCUCACCCGGGGUGGUGACGUGGGCGUUUGUACCCAACCCCCGCCCCAUACCCCAUACCCCGGAGUUUUAUGUAACUUGCGUUUGUUUUUUUCUCGAUGUAAUUCACGUGUCAGUAUUUUUUGAUCAUAUCAAGAUUUUUUUUCUCUAUGGGUUGCUGUAAUUAGUGUAGGUGACGUAACAAAAUAAACCGAUACCGAUCAAAUUCCCACUGUGUUGGUAUAUUUUUAGUCAUAUCAUGAUUUUUUUUCUCUAUUGGUUGCUAUAACGAAUGUGAGUACUGUAAUUAAACGAACUGAUACCCACCCACCGCGCAACGCGCGGAUUUAAUAACACUAGUUCUUUGAAAAAAUUAUUAUAGUUUAUAUAACAUAUUAAGCCUUUGGCAUUAUAGCCUAGUGGCAUCUUAGGGUGGGAUAAGGCUUAAGGAUCAUUAGGUCCUGAAUUCGAUUCCCACAAGGGGGGUUUUCCCAGAUUUAUUGAGUUUCCCGCUGAAUUGGUUUAUAGGCAUUAUUGCCUAGUGGAGAUGAAUAUGAUCAGAUGGUUCCGUUAGUGACACAAUCAGUGGCGGAACUGGCCCAAAAAGUUAGAGGUAUCCUAAUUUUUUUUUUUAGGAUUAGGGGUAUCAUUUGUAUAACAGAAACGGAGUUGAAAGGUAUUUUUACACUACGAAAAUGGAGUUAAGGGGUAUUUUUACACUACGGAGACGGGGUUGAGGGGUAGCCCGUGCUACCCCUAUUUGUACUAUAAGUCCGCCACUAGACACAAUGAUGUUCUAUUGGUCCGUCAGUGAUUUAAAUUUAUCAUUCGAAAAAAAAAUAUAUAAGGUAAUAACAUAAAUAAAGUGUAUUAAGAAUCUAAAAAACUAUUAAGUAGAUAGAUAUUCGAUCCCUAGUGUAUACUACAACAUAUAAGGGUGUACGGGGUGUAAGCGGGGAAGGGUAUCGGUGAAGGGUUUCCCCGAUCGGGAACACCGCCGCCAUCACUGCGGGGUCCCGAAUCGGGGUGUGGUUUGGGUGUGGACUCACCGCGUGAAAAGGCACGAGAUUUGAGGAACGGUCUGAUUUUCAACGGUCGGAUUUUAUUAAAAAAAAAUUCACUUUUUUUAAACUAAUAUAAAUAACCAUCUCAUUCUCACCAUUUUUUUAUACUCAAACCAUCUCAUUCUCACACAUUUUUAAACUCUCCAACCACACCCACUUCACUUUUUAUUUUUUUAUACUCUCAAACCACACCCCCUUUACACCGAGCAAUGGAGAACCAACCCCGCGAGGCCAAGAAAAAAACUAAGGGACGGGUCUCGAAACCGUCUCGAGAUGGUUCGAGCGGUGCAAAUGCUCAACCACAACCCCCUUUCGGAUACACUUCACAACCCCCGUUUUUUUUUCCAACAACCUACACACCCCUCGUUCUACAACACCCAACAACCCAAUUUCGGCUAUUUUCAAAAUUUGUUAUCAAUGGACGCUCCUCCUCAAUCCCCCGCCUUCGACCCAUAUGCUUAUCGUUCUCCACAAGUUCCUUCUACACGAGGAAAUGUCGAACGUCCACUACCUAUUCACGACGACGAGGACGAUGAGGUAGUGCCCGAAACUCAAAAUUUGGGCGACGACGACGAGGAAGAUGAAUAUAAUGUGGAUGAAGACGCGGGCAACGAAGAAGAUGACGCUCGGGAAAAAAAAGGGAAAACGGUGAGCGAAAAAUGGACAAAGGACCAAGAAGAGGCGUUGGCGAAGGCGUGGGUACAUUGUUCUACCAACAAAAAAAAGGGCAAUCAACAAAAUCGCGAAAGUUUUUGGCGUAAAAUUUUAGAGCAUUUUAACAAAACUAUCGGUGGAAGUAACCGGACCGUUCAUCAAGUGCGGUCUAAAUGGAACCCGAUGAUGGCGAAAAUAAACUUUUUCAACGGCCUAUACCAACAAGCGGAUCGCACACGAGGAAGCGGAUGUAAGGAUCUCGACGUGAUGAAAGUCGCGUUAAAAGAAUUUAAAGAAAGAUUUCCAAGCGGUUUUCAACACAUCGAGGCGUGGGAGGUCGUUCGAAGACACGAGAAAUGGGCCCAAGUCCCAUUGAUGGGUGAGGAAGGUGAAGGUUCGGCACAUAAAAGAAAGCCCGUUGACGUGGACCUUUCGAUACCGGAUAUGAACGAAGAUCCCUCGCCACAAAGAGCACAACGGCGAGACAAGCGUCAAGCUACAUCGUCCGAGGGAAGCUCGGCCGAGUUGGCGGCACAAUUCAAAGUGUACACCGCCAUGAAAGAAGCGAAGCAAGCGGUAGAAUUGGAGGCGAUCGAAUUGAGGAAAAAAAGAGAGUCGGAGGCUCGCGAGCUCAUAUCGGCACAACUCGAGACGAUGAAAAACUACAAUUACGAUCGAGAUAUGAAAACAUUCCUUAAGCCGCACGACGAUGUUCCGCCAAGUAUGUUGCCGUUCAUCCUCGCCCGAAAGCGAGAAAUCGCUAACAAGUACGGGUGGCCAUGCGAUUUCUAAAAUUUUAAUUUUCUAGUUUUAAUGUAAUUUUUAUUUUCUACUUUGAAUGUGUUUUUUAUUUUCUACUUUGAAUGUGUUUUUUAUUUUCUAUUUGAAUGUAUUUUUUUUAAAUUUAA
Molecule: messenger RNA, 4785 nt
Organism: Helianthus annuus (common sunflower)
Lineage: Eukaryota; Viridiplantae; Streptophyta; Magnoliopsida; Asterales; Asteraceae
Exons: 2
Coding region: 3497-4669 (390 amino acids)
Source: RefSeq, a predicted model, not a curated record